This is a messenger RNA of Histoplasma capsulatum G186AR, 516 nucleotides long. RefSeq lists its product as uncharacterized. The record is from RefSeq and is a predicted model, not a curated record. NCBI's taxonomy places the organism in Eukaryota, Fungi, Ascomycota, Eurotiomycetes, Onygenales, Ajellomycetaceae. The transcript is spliced from 3 exons. The coding region runs from base 1 to 516 and encodes 171 amino acids.
AUGAGCUAUGCUGAAUCUGAAAGUAUUGACAAGAAGGGUGGAGAGCGGCCUCAAGGUGGAAAGGCACGACCACGAGGAUGUCCCCGCCGGCGUGCACGCCUAAAAGAGAUUACCCUGCAGCAAUUUAAUACUACUUAUCCUUCCCUUCCAGGAGGCGACCUCAAGGUGUUAGGAAACGACCGCAAGAACCUAUCCGGAGGAGCUCACGGCUCCGUCGCUGCCAAGAGCAGACCUCGAAGAAAAAAGAAGCCAAACAAAGCUACCCGUAUUCCUCUCCCGAUUAGCCAUAAUCCCAAAGAAGAGGCAUGCUACUUCUCUCACAUUGUACUAUGCCCUGAAGUUAACGAAAAGCUAAGGUCCCGCGAAGCCCGCUUACCUCUCCGCAACAUAAACAUCAAAACCGGAAACGGUCGCGUGAAGUUAGAGAUCCACUCCCAGCCGAACAUAUUCCCAAACGACGAACGUCCCGUGCUGCUGUUGACGAAAAAUAUAUACCCAAGAUUCAUUUAUUGGUGA